Pseudo-nitzschia multistriata is the source of this 1563-nucleotide messenger RNA. NCBI's taxonomy places the organism in Eukaryota, Bacillariophyta, Bacillariophyceae, Bacillariales, Bacillariaceae. The record is from the annotation of a GenBank genome assembly.
ACCUUUCUUUGCCAAAGCGCCACAACACUCUCAACACAAUAAUCAUCUCUUAUAGCACGAUACAAGAAAUCAGCCAAUCGUUACUUUUAAUUAGCUAGUUUAGUGAGAUCAGAAUGCAGAAACGCAACAACAACAUUCAACAUGAUGAAGCGCCUGAGGAUGGCCCAGAAUAUAGAAGUGUGGCUAUCCAGGCACUGUCCUCUCCUAUCAUGCCCAGGCCAUUGGCACCUUUGCGAAAACGUAGUAGCUCGCCAAUGAAGACAUCGAUUCAUGCGUGUCACGAUACUGCAGAAGAAUUGGAUGGACCAGAUCCAUUGUCUUUUCGAUGGAGAGUUCAGGAACUCCCGGAACUUAGUCCUGAUUACACGUUGCUCCGAACGAAUGUAUAUGUCAAGGAUUCAAGCGCCCAAGUAGUUGCUAACAGAAUUUGCGAUGUACUCAGAGCUUCAUCGAUCAGUAUAKAUGAUUUGAUAAUAUCAGAACAAGGGGUAUGUCGCAUUUUGCUUCUUGUGUUAUGAUGCCACGAAAAAUGACGAAAAACUGUUUUCGAUUCGCUCACCGCUAUGCCUCCUUUUCUUCCCAUUCUUCGAAACAAAGAAUUAUCUUGAAGUGGAAACGCGACAGGGUACGAGGCUCUCCAUUCGCCUCUUCGGUGAUAAUGACAUGGUUGUGGUCGAGGUUCGACGACUAAUGGGGUGUACUUUUGAUUUUCGCGACGCAUCUAGAACAAUUCUGCGAGCUUCGAAAGGGGUACAGCAAGGAGAGCGAUCGUUUCCACCUAGACGAUUCAGCAUACCACCUACUAUCCCCAAGCGAUCUAGAGAAUCUCAUCACAAAUGUAUUAAUGAUGAUUUCCAAAGUGCUUACACCAUGCUUCAAUCCGAGAAAUGUGAUAUACAAAUUCUAGCUAUCGAAAGCAUGGAAAAGAUGAUGAAGUCUUGCGGAGCACAGGACGUAGUUGCGAAAUUGAUUCUUUGGAAUUGUGAUUGCCUGAAGCAGCUCGUCUCCUUGCUUGAAUCGUGCGAUGGCGAAGAUCAGAGUGGUUUGGAAACAGGUCACUCUUCCAUUCUUCGUCGAAAGAUAUUGGGAGUAGUAGCAUCUUCUUUUGAAGCUAUCAGUGAGAGCGACUUGACAGAAGUUCUUUCAAUGGAAGGCAAUGRUCUAAUAGCAAGACCCUUUCUUUCUUCUCUGCUUUCUUGUGUUCAAGAGGCAAUAUCAAAACCACACGAUGCCUUCGAGGCAGUCCGUUGUUUGAGGUAUCUUCUCACCUCAAAAGAUGUUGAAGCAGCGAUGAUGGAGAUGAGUGCAAUGGAUUUAAUUUCAUCCGCCCGUAGCGCUGGCAUCAACUGUCACCAAGGACUCGAACUAGAAAGCAACAAACUCAUGGCACAACUUCAGAAUGUGUAUUAAGAGGGGACUGAAAAUCGAUGACUCAACCUCCUAUCAAUUUUUGAAAUCUCCACACCAAUUUUGCAAGUGCAUCAUGUUGUAUGCGAAGAAGAAAAUUAAGAUCUUCAAUUUUGGACGCAAAUUACACAUCUUUAAUAGAACAGCCAAUACCCG